AAGAGAGAGAUCGUCAUAACUCAUACUUUUGCUUCAGAGUAUCCAAAACUAACAGAAAAUUAUACAUUGUCUCUCUCGCCUCCUCUCAAUUUCACACAAACACAUCUCACUACACAAAAAACAAAACCCUAUUUCCUAUUUCUAACACACACACUCUCUCUUUCUCCCAUUCUCUUUCACUCUUUGCCCAUUCAUUCUCCAACUCUCAACCUAAACCAAACCAACUUCUCUAUUUUCUUCUUCUCUCUAUUCGCAUUCUGCGAUAAGGUUUCUGCCGGUUAUCUCUCAAACGUCGACGUUUUACUCCCAUAGUUAAUGACUGCCUCGCCUCUAGGGUUAGUUGGUUCUCUUUUUGUAUCUAGCUUUUCGCUCUCGCAAUCAAGCCUUGACGCCGUAACCCUAGGUUCUGGAGGAGUGAUUUUUUAACCCAAUCAAUUAAUCUCCUGUUUGUCCUUAUUCUUGAUUUUCUGUUUUUCUUUUUUUAAAUUACCUAUUUUCUUUCCACACUGAAUAUAGGGUUGCCCUCUAGGGUUUUUAUUAUUAUUAUUUUUUUAAAAUUUUGGAGAACCUGAUGGGUUUGCAAUGCUGUGAGUAUUGAGUUCUGGCAUUGUUGCCGUAGUGGUGCGUGGUAAAACAUCUGUGAGUGGUUUAUAGUGGAAAUCCGUGUUUUGAUUAAUAAUGGAGGCUUAGCUUUGAGAAGUAGUUUGGCUACAUUCCUCGGGUUUCAAUACUCAAGUUUGUUGUUAGGGGAACAUAUAGUCUUGUUUCUGGACUUGUUUUGGACCAGUUACGGCUGGGUUCUUUAUAUCCAUGCUGCUGUUGAAAGAUAGUAAAUGGAGGAGUAAUUGAAUUUCACUGCAAAAAGUGUUGGUAUUUCUUGUUGUUUGGGAAGAGUUUUUCCCGGAGGGGGUUUCUUGAUUAGGUUGGGCUCUUGAAGAGUGAUGACUGGUGCAUGGUAGAGAAGGGGAUUUAUACACUUACAAACAAGUGUGAUAGUGCCACUUGGGGGUGGGACUUGGUGAAGAGGUGCCCCAAUUUAUUUUUUGUUGUUUCUGAUGAUGUUCAGUCUUAGUUAUGGAAAGAAGUGAACCCACAUUAGUUCCAGAAUGGUUGAGAAGUGCUGGAAGUGUUGCUGGGGCUGGCAGUUCAGUCCAACAUUUUCCAUCCUCGUCUACUCACAAUGAUUCUCCUUCUGUAGCUCAUCAUGCAAGGAAUAGGUCUUCUAAGAACGGUAGUGAUUUUGAUAGUGCUCGAUCUCUGUUUCUUGAAAGGACAUCCUCAUCAAAUUCCCGGAGGAGUUCUAUAAAUGGCUCUGCCAAGCAUGCCUAUAGUAAUUUUAACAGAAGCCAUCGUGACAAAGACCGUGAUAGAGAGAAAGAUAGAUUAAGUUUCGGUGAUAUCUGGGAUAGUGAUGGUCCUGACCCAUUAGCCAACCUCUUUUCUGGAAGGAAGGAGAGGGAGCCAUUGCGCCGUUCUAAUUCAAUGGUUUCCAGGAAACAGAGUGAGGUUAUACCCCGUAGAGUCGCAGUUGACACUAAAUCUGGUGGCGGUAGCCAUCAUAGCAAUAGCAAUGGCAUUCUUUCUGGGAGUAAUGUUAGUAGUAGUAUUCAGAAAGCUGUAUUCGAGAAGGAUUUUCCAUCACUUGGUAUUGAAGACAAACAAGGAACAACUGAAGUGGUGAGGGUUUCAUCUCCUGGUUUGGGUGGUGCUACUAGUCAGAGCCUGCCUGUUGGUAGUUCUGCUUUGAUUGGAGGGGAGGGAUGGACAUCUGCACUAGCAGAGGUGCCCACUUUAAUUGGGAGCAGCAGUACUGGAUCUCUUUCUGUGCAGCACACUGUUAAUACAACUGGGUCUGUAUCAUCAAGUACCACAGCUAGUCUUAAUAUGGCUGAGGCAUUGGCACAGACUCCAUCUCGAGCUCGGUCUGUUCCCCAGGUGCAAGUGAAAACCCAAAGGCUUGAGGAACUGGCUAUCAAGCAGUCAAGACAGUUGAUUCCAGUAACACCUUCAAUGCCUAAAGCUUUGGUUCUUAAUUCUGAGAAAUCAAAGCCCAAAACAGCUAUCAGAAAUGCUGAGAUGAAUGUAGUUGCAAAGACUGUGCCACAGCAACCCUCUGCCUUGCACAUUGCAAACCAAUCUGUUCGCAGUGUAAACGCCAAAACUGACACUCCAAAGACAUCUGGAAAGUUUACUGAUCUGAAAUCCGUAGUGUGGGAAAACGGUGCUUCCCCUACCUCCAAGGAUGUAUCACACCAAACAAAUUAUUCUAACAGCAAACCGGGAAAUCAUCAUGCUUCUGCAUCUGCCUCCGCAUCUGCUCCUUUGAGGAACCUCAAUAACCUAAAAUCUUCCACUGAAAGGAAAUUAGCUUCUUUGGAUCUUAAAUUAGGUUCAACUUUGGAUAAGAAACAUUCCAUCUCUCAAGUGCAGAGCCGGAAUGAUUUCUUUAAUCUCAUUAAGAAGAAAACAUUGAUGAACUCUUCUUCAGUUCUUCCAGAUUCGGGCCCAAUGGUUUCAUCUCCCCUGGUGGAGAAAUCAGAUGAAGUAAAUAGGGAAAUAGUUAAUGAAUCUGCCAAUCCCCAGUCUCUCGGGAAUGGUACCGAACUGACUAGCAAUGGUAAUACCCAUGCUCAUGAAGAGGUUCAAAGACUUUCUGAUAAUGAAGAAAAAGAAUCAAUUCCCUGUGCUACAAUAUAUCCAGAUGAGGAAGAAGCUGCAUUCCUUCGUUCUCUUGGCUGGGAGGAGAACUCAGACGAGGAUGAAGGCCUUACAGAAGAAGAAAUCAAUGCUUUCUAUCAGGAGUGCAAGAACUUGGGUCCUACUACGUUCAAGAUAUGCCAGGGAAUGCAGCCAAAGCUGUCCAAGUUGUUCGAAUCUUAUGCAUCUAACUUGCAUGGAUCUUCUGCUGAGUUGAGCUCUACUGAUCCAGGAUCUCAAGCUUGAUAAACUGUUUCUUUAAUCAUAUAGCUAGAUCCAAGUUUCAUAUUUUUGAUGGCAGAUGAUUAGUUCCAUUCCUUUUGUUCUGAAGGCCAAUGAUUCGAGAGUGAAAGAAGAGGGGUGGGUUUUGAUUAGAACCUUGCAUUUUGCAAAUAUUGCAAUAAGUUACAGGUGCCUCAAUCCUGCCUGUUUAACAGGUUUUUUUUUUCUUUUUUUUUCUCGUUUUUCGGUUAAAGGUUACAGGGUUGGUUGGUAGGGGCUAUUUUGUCUGCAGUGGAAGAUGCUAGGCUGUUGCAUCUUUUUGGGGCAUUUUGAUCCGUUUCUUUUCUUUCAUGAGGGUUUGAUUCUACAUGAUAAAGUUUUUAUGCUGUUUUUGGUCAAUUUUACAAAAAAAAAGGAAAUUAAAGUUUUUUUAUUGGCUUA
Vigna umbellata (rice bean) is the source of this 3360-nucleotide messenger RNA. RefSeq lists its product as uncharacterized. The record is from RefSeq and is a predicted model, not a curated record. Lineage: Eukaryota; Viridiplantae; Streptophyta; Magnoliopsida; Fabales; Fabaceae.